GAUGUCGCUCCCGUGUUCAAAAAAACAAAAAACCAAACUGAAGAGAGAGGAGAGAGAGUAGAAUUGUGAGGGCUAAAAAACAAAAAUCUGUAUUUGAAAGAUGAGCCUGAGGGAGUGAAGUGUUGUUUUUUAAGUUUUUACUUGGAGAGAGAUAUCUCUGUGUGGGAGAGAGAAAAAAGAGAGAUAGAGAUUGAGAGAGAGAGAUAGAGCAUUUUGGGUUUUAGUGGGUGUCUUAGUUUGUGCUAGUAGUGUGUGUUUUGAGUGGUGGAGCUGAGCUUUAAGCUCAAGAACAUCUCAUAAGCAAAAAGCAACAAGCUUUGAACCAAGUUUAUUUCAAGAUUUGAAGGUGGGUGGGAAAGGGCUUAAUUAGUUAAGCAUUUCAAUGGCACCUCUUCACUUCAUUUCUUCAAAAACACCCUCUUUCACACUCUCCUUGUUUUUCUUGUUCUUCUUCUUCACUUUGUGUUGGAGUAGCCGUGUGCCCAGAGGGACUGGGCUUUCUAGGCAGAAGCUUGAGGUUCAGAAGCACUUAAAUCGACUCAACAAGCCCCCCAUCAAAUCCAUUCAGAGCCCAGAUGGGGAUACCAUUGACUGUAUUCCAAUCUCACAUCAGCCUGCUUUUGAUCACCCUUUCCUUAAAGAUCACAAAAUCCAGAUGAGGCCUAGCUAUCACCCAGAAGGGUUGUUUGAUGAGAGCAAGAUGUCAACAGAAUCUAGCGAAAAGGCGAAGCCCAUGUCUCAGCUUUGGCACAUGAAUGGUAGAUGCCCAGCAGAUACUAUACCUGUGAGAAGAACAAAGAAAGAUGACAUUUUGAGAGCAAGCUCAGUUAAAAGAUAUGGUAAAAAGAAGCAUAGAAGCAUUCCUAAGCCCAGGUCUGCAGAUCCUGACCUUGUUAACGAAAGCGGUCAUCAGCAUGCCAUAGCUUAUGUUGAAGGGGACAAGUAUUAUGGUGCAAGAGCAACUAUAAAUGUUUGGGAGCCAAAAAUACAGCAGGCUAAUGAGUUUAGUUUGUCACAAAUUUGGGUUCUUGGUGGUUCUUUUGGUGAAGAUCUUAAUAGCAUUGAAGCUGGUUGGCAGGUCAGCCCAGAUCUUUAUGGUGAUAAUAACACAAGGCUUUUCACUUAUUGGACUAGCGAUGCAUAUCAAGCAACAGGGUGCUACAACUUACUCUGCUCAGGCUUCAUACAAAUCAACAGCGAAAUAGCAAUGGGUGCAAGCAUCUCCCCGGUGUCUGCUGUUCGAAAUUCUCAAUAUGAUAUCAGUAUUCUUGUUUGGAAGGAUCCAAAAGAAGGAAAUUGGUGGAUGCAGUUCGGCAAUGGAUAUGUACUAGGAUACUGGCCUUCUUUCCUCUUCUCAUACUUAGCCGAGAGUGCCUCAAUGAUAGAAUGGGGCGGUGAGGUUGUCAACUCCGAGGCCGACGGUCACCAUACCUCAACCCAAAUGGGCAGCGGAAGAUUUCCAGAAGAAGGGUUCGGAAAGGCCAGCUACUUCAGGAACAUCCAAGUCGUCGAUAGUUCCAACAAUCUGAAGGCUCCUAAAAACAUCGGCACAUUUACGGAACAGUCCAACUGCUAUGAUGUUCAAACAGGCAGCAAUGAGGACUGGGGUAGAUACUUUUACUAUGGAGGGCCUGGUAAAAACCCAAACUGCCCAUGAGAGAAGUGAAAUGCAGGAAGAAAAGAUUCCCAUUUCUCCCCAUCUCUCUCCCCUGUAUUAUUCAUCUCACAUCCCUACCUCUUUCUCAUCUCUUUUAACAUACUUUUAUUAUAUCUUACAUAUUUUCUUUAAAUUUAGGUUUGAGUUAGUGAAUGUGGUGGUCCCUUGUUUUAAGUAGUGGGAAGUUUUUGACCCUUUUGCAUUUUUGUUGUUUAAAAUCUUGAAAAGUGGUUCUCCAUGUAAGUGGUUGGGGAAGUGGCCAAAGUUUCUCAAAAGUAUAAAAGAAGCAGGCCCCUGUCUUUUCUAUCUAGCAGCAGUAGUAGUGUAUUUUUAUUUCUUUAUAUUCUCCUUGCUUUGUUGGGAGUUGGGAGUGCUUUGCUACUCAAUUGGAUGAAUCAAUUUGCUCA
Molecule: messenger RNA, 2064 nt
Organism: Daucus carota subsp. sativus
Lineage: Eukaryota; Viridiplantae; Streptophyta; Magnoliopsida; Apiales; Apiaceae
Product: protein neprosin
Exons: 7
Coding region: 383-1657 (424 amino acids)
Source: RefSeq, a predicted model, not a curated record